Closterium sp. Naga37s-1 is the source of this 3414-nucleotide messenger RNA. NCBI's taxonomy places the organism in Eukaryota, Viridiplantae, Streptophyta, Zygnematophyceae, Desmidiales, Closteriaceae. The record is from the annotation of a GenBank genome assembly.
AUGGGCAUAACGUGGUCUGCUUAUAGCGGGAGUUUCUCGCGUCCGAGAAGGCGAUUGGCUCCCGCGAUUUCAGCGCGUUUGGGCUCCGGAGACGAUGCGUCAGGACCUUUCGCCAAGCUGGCUUCUCUGAUCCCAACUCCUAAAUCUCCCAAGUCUCCCACCACGGCGGCACGUGAAUCUUCUAGUAACACGAAGAAGUGGAAGAGUGCGGCAGACGAAAGUACGGCAGGUGAGGCAGAGACGCAGGUCGACACGGCGCGUGCUGCGGAUGCUUCUGAUACAGGGAUCGACGGCGGAGCGAGUGCUGGGAGGGAUCCUGGUAGAAACGAGCUGUAUCAGAAGCAACAGCAGCAGCAGCAGCAGCAGCAGCAGCAGGAGAAGAGACCGGAGGAGCAGGGAACGAAGCGGACACAGCAGCAACCGAAGCAGCAGCAGAAACAGCAGCAGCAGGUGGGAGUGGGGGGGAAUGGCAAGGGAGGAACAACAGGAGCCGAAUGUGACUCAAACGGUCGACCUCCAGGCGCUCGUCAGAAGCGGCAACAGCGAGGAGGAGUGGCAGCAGGGAGCAGUCGGGGUGGGGUGGGAGCAGAGGGGCAGGAGCGAGGGGCGAAGUCAGGGCAGAAGGAGAAGCGAACGGGGCAGGCAGGAAGCGGGUUGGGGUACGUGGAUCAGCUGCGGGCGCUGCAGGCCCAGAUGCAAGGAGCAGAGAGUAAACCAGCGGAGAUUAAAGUAGCAGAGAUCAAAUCAGCGGAGAAGCAGCGGCAGCAGCAGCAGCAAGCAGCGGCACGCGUGAGUUGGUUUGAAGAAAGCGAAGAGCGGAGGAGGAAGCAGGGAUUGGACGCCGAAACGCCUUAUGAGUCAACGCAAACGAGAAACGGGUCAGAGGUCAGGGAAGUGGAAAUGCAGGGGGGUAAAGCAGCAGCAGAGACGCAGCAGCAGGAUGCAGUGCCAGUGAGCCGUGCUGCUGGGGAAAGAGGAGAGUCGAAGGGGAGAAUUCUAGGAAACGGAGUAGGAACAAGUAGGAAGGUGCAGGUGCAGGAAUCUGAGGCGCGAUACCCCUGGGAUGAUCCCGAGGAGCAGGCUGAAAGGGGGGAGGAAGAGGGUGAGAUGGGGAAGGGUCGCAGGGUUGAGAGUGCUGAUGGGAGCAGCGUUGGAAAUGGUGUUGCAGGCCGACCCGGUGCUGGCAGUAGCAGAAGGAGAAGAGAGGCGGAGAGAGGAGAGGCGGACAGACUAGAGGAGGACAAAGGAGAGGAGGUUAAAGGGGAGAAGGGCAAAGGAGAGAAGGACAACGGGUCGAGGGUAGAUGAAACGGGUGCAGGGGUUGGCACUGGCAGUAAAGCAAGCAGGAGUGGGCAGUGUGGGGAGAAGGCGAGGGAGGGGGGUGGAAAGGAGAGUGGGGGUGCAAGAAAAGGCGAGGAGAGCGGGGGUGAGAAUAUGGAGAGUGGGCGAAGAAGUGCAUUUAGAUGGGAAAGAGGCAGCAAAACGGAAGAGAGAACAGUCACCAAGAUGGAAGUAGAGACUCAGCAGGACCAGGAGAAGCAGCAGAAUAAGCAGCAGCAGCAGGAGAAGCAGAAGUUGAAGCAGAAGCAGAGAACCAGCGGCGGCAGUCAGAAUGGCAGCAGUACUGGUGGUGUUAAGGCAGGCACUGUUACUACUGGUGCUUCUGGCAACAGUACUGGUGGCGGUAAGGCAGGCACUGUUACCACCACUGGUGCUUCUGGCAGCAUAAGCACCAGGAGGAGUUGCAGCAGGAAAAGCAGAUCUGGCAAUGCCAGUGGGAAUGACAGCGAUAGCGACAGAGAAAGUGGAAGUGAAGGGGAUGGGGAUGCAAAGAAGGGCCUCGUACCAGGCACUGACGAGAAGGAUUGGAAGGAGGUUUGGUCGUCAAUAGACACUGAGGUGAAUGGUCGUGAUGGUGGUGGUGGUGGUGGGCUUUCGGAUGGUUCGUCCUCGUCUCGGCCUCGGCGGCAGCUACCGCCAAUCACAGGCGAGAUGGUUCUGGCCAGCAUGCAGCGAAUGGCCAAGGAGAGAGCUGCUGCUUCUGCAGCCGCGGCUGCUGCUGCUGCGGCUGCUUCUGAUAGUGAGGAUGAGGAGGGACAGAGGAGGGUGAAGGGGGUGAGGGGACGAGGGAGAGGGGGUGCACGGAAUACUUUGAGUUCAGUGGAGUUGGAUGAUUUGGAACCGAUUGUGGUCAAGGAGGAAUGGGGUGUGGAGCUGGAACGGUUGUUCGGGAAGCUCGAGCAAUUGAAGAACAGAGAACCUACUAAGAGCAGCUGCUGCGGGCCUAAGUCCUCCGCGUCUCCCGCCGCCUCGACCGGCGGCGCGGGGAGCGACGUGACGCAUGCUGACGUGAGCGAGUAUUACGGGAAGACGGUGCAGCAGCAGACGGAUCUGCAGACGUCAGCGUGCUUGGUGAAGGGCGGCCUGGGGGAGGACAUUCGCCGCCUGCUCAGCAACGUCCACGAUGAGAUCUUGUCGAAAUUCUACGGCUGUGGUUCGCCCAUCCCUCCCCUGCUCAAGGGCUGCACGGUGCUGGAUCUGGGUUGUGGAACGGGGAGGGACGUGUACGUGGCAGCUCAGCUGGUGGGGCCCACAGGCCAGGUCAUCGGGAUCGACAUGACAGACGAGCAGCUGGCAGUGGCGCGGAAGCACGAGGAGUACCACCGGGAGAAGUUUGGCUUUGAGAAGUCGAAUGUGUCGUUCAGGAAGGGGUUUAUAGAGGAUCUCAAGGCUGCUAAUGUCGAGGACAGCUCCGUGGACGUGGUGGUGUCCAACUGUGUCAUCAACCUCGCCCCCAGCAAGGUGCCUGUGAUCUCCGAGAUCGCCCGCGUGCUCAAGACGGGCGGCGAGCUCUACUUCUCGGACGUCUUUGCCGACCGCAGAAUCCCCAAGCACCUGCAACAGGACAAGGUUCUCUUCGGCGAGUGUCUCAGCGGGGCUCUUUACCUGGAGGAUUUCCGGCGUCUCAUGGCCUCUGUGGGGCUGGGUGGGUGGGGAGUGGUGGAGGCUCGGGAGCUCGACGUGGAAAAUCCAGAGAUUGCCGCCCGGGUGGGUCCGAUUCGAUUCUACAGCUUGACCGUCCGGGCAGUGAAGCUACCAUCUGGGGCGGGUGACGGGGAAGGCGAGGACCUGCCCGAGAAUUACGGGCAGACAGCAACUUAUUCCGGGUCUAUUCCAGGACAAGCGGGGGAAUUCACCCUGGACAAUGUGAGGGUGUUCAAGGCGGGUGUGGCCACGCCUGUGGAUGCUACAACUGCUGCCAUGCUGACUGUAUCGCGCUACAGCAGUGCAUUCACUGUGACUGAGAAGGGUGCUCACCAGGGCCCCUUCACUGCCUGGGCAAGGUUUCCGGCUUCGGUGGCUGGUGCCUGGUGGUCUGCUACUGUGGAGAAGGCGAAAUCUGGGUGUUGUUAA